UGCCGCGGCAACUUCCGGUCAGGCCCAGCGGCGCUCCCCGGCCCAGCCCCGGCCCCGCGGAGCUCCUGAGGCGGAGGUGGAGCGGGACGCGCAGGGUCCCCCCGCGGCGGCCGCGGCCGCCAUGGCCGCCGUGUGGCAGCAGGUGCUCGCCGUGGACGCGCGGUACGCGGCGUACCGCACGCCGCAGCUGCCGCAGUUCCGCACGCAGUACGUGCGGCGGCGCUCGCAGCUGCUGCGGGAGCGGGCGCAGGGCGGGCACCUGGCGGGGGAGGCGCGGCGCUGGUACCUGCGGCUGCGGGCGCGGCUCCUGGCGCAGCGCUACGGCGCCCUGUCCGAGCCCGGCAGCUGCCGCAGCGCCCUGAGGGCCAGCCGGACCACGCUGGACCGCAUGGAGGAUUUCGAGGAGGACCCGCGGGGGUCCCGGGGCCACCGGCGCUCCCUCAGCCGCAGCUCCGGCCCGGGGGGGCUGCGGGGGGGCCCCGACGAGCGCCCCCCCGGGGUGGUGCCCACCCCCCUGGCCGAGGCCAGCCGGGCCAUGGCCGGGGACACCACCCUGAGCGAGAACUACGCCUUCGCGGGGGUGUUCCACGUGUUCGACCAACACCUGGACAGCGCAGUGCGGAAGGUGCAGUUCGCCCACGACGAGCGGCACCUCCUGGCGUGCUGCUCGCUGGACGGGACGCUCUCGGUGUGCCGCCUGGCCCCGGGGCCCCCGGCGGUGCUGCGGCGGCUGCGCGGCCACGGCGGCGGCGUCUCCGACUUCGCCUGGUCCCUGUCCAACGACGUGCUGGUGUCGGCCUCGCUGGACGGGACCCUGCGCCUCUGGGACCCCUCGGACGGGCGCUGCAUCCGCCGCGUGCCCGACCCCGACGGCGCCGCGCUGCUGUGCUGCGCCUUCCAGCCGCUCAACAACAACCUGACUGUGGUGGGCAGUGCCCGGCACAUGGUGCGGGUGGUGAACAUCUCCACGGGGAAGGCGGCUCGGGGGGGCACCGGGCGCCUCCCGGGACAGGUUCUCUCGCUCUGCUUCGACGCCCCCGGGCGCGUCCUGUGGGCCGGGGACGACCGGGGCUCGGUGUCCUCGUUCCUGUGCGACCCCGGCACCGGCCGGCUGACCAAGGCCUCGCGGGUGCUGGUCCAGGCCGGCGGCGCCAUCACGUCGCUCUCGGCGCGGGCCUGGGCCAGCCGGGAGGCGCCGGACCCGUCGCUGCUGGUCAACGCCUGCCCCGACCGCCUGCUGCUCUUCCGGGUGGUGGAGGACGAGGGGGGCUCGGGGGCCCCGGGGCUGCGGCUCCGGCGCAGUUUCCCCACGCGGCACCGGGAGCAGCCCCUGAGGAGCUGCUUCUGCCCCCUGAUGUCCUUCCGGCAGGGAGCCUGCGUGGUGACGGGCAGCGAGGACGCCUCCGUGCACUUUUUCGACGUGGGCCGUGCGGCGCGCGCCACGGUGAACACGCUGCAGGGCCACGGGGCCGCCGUGCUGGCCGUGGCCUUCAACUGCGACGAGUCCCUGCUGGCCUCGGGGGACGCCGCCGGCACCGUCAUCGUCUGGCGCCGCCAGCACGCCUGAGCGCCCCAAAACCCCCAAAUCCCCGCGGGAAACCCCAAAAUCUGCCUGGAAAUACCCCAAAAACUGCCCCGCUGCGGC
Taeniopygia guttata (zebra finch) is the source of this 1645-nucleotide messenger RNA. It is a transcript of the gene WDR13, whose product is annotated as WD repeat domain 13. Gene Ontology annotation, molecular function: protein binding; promoter-specific chromatin binding. The record is from RefSeq and is a predicted model, not a curated record. Lineage: Eukaryota; Metazoa; Chordata; Aves; Passeriformes; Estrildidae. Gene Ontology annotation, cellular component: nucleus.